Molecule: messenger RNA, 1765 nt
Organism: Suillus discolor
Lineage: Eukaryota; Fungi; Basidiomycota; Agaricomycetes; Boletales; Suillaceae
Product: acid protease
Exons: 6
Coding region: 269-1480 (403 amino acids)
Biological process (GO): proteolysis
Molecular function (GO): aspartic-type endopeptidase activity
Source: RefSeq, a predicted model, not a curated record
GAAUUAUUGAUCAGGUUUCUGCUAAACAGGCUCACAGUGUAAUAAAAUUCUGCAGGUCAUCCAAAGAUGAAUUCAUAGGACAUAGUAUAUAUCCACACAAGUCAACAAUGAGCGCCGGGCCUAGUGACAUUUCAAGCGCUAACGUAGUUGCUUCGAAGCCUUGCUAUUGUUCGCCUCCAUGAUAUUUCCGGAAUAACGUUAUGAUGCUUCUACCACCGACCACCAUAUAAAAUGGUGCAGGUACUAGUAGGAAGGAUGCCAUCGGAAAAUGGUUACCUCUAGAUUGCUUUCAUCUCUUCUCGCCCUGCCGGCGCUUGCCUUCUUCUCUCUGUCAGCAAGCGCUUUGCCUCAUCCUCGGACAGCGUCAAGCACGUCUACUCUCAAGCUCGCCGUUAGAAUAAACUCGUACGGGAUCAAGAACAUCGCGGCUGCAGAUAGAGCUCGAAUCCAAACCCUACAAGCUGGCGGCAGCUCUUCCAUCAGUCUAACCAAUAAUGUGACAACAUACACCGCUGAUAUCGGCGUAGGGAGUCCACCAACGUACUACACAGUUCUGGUAGACACCGGAAGCUCAAAUACCUGGAUCGGGGCCAACAAAGCUUACGCAAAGACUGCUACAAGCAAGGACACGGGCAAUACAUUCAGUGUUCAAUAUGGCAUUGGUUCUGUUUCUGGAGAGGAAUAUACAGACACCGUAACGCUCAAUUCUGACCUGGUCAUUGAAAACCAAUCUAUCGGCGUCGCAUCUCAAUCCUCAGAUAUGGAUGGCCUGGAUGGAAUUCUUGGCGUUGGACCAGUUGAUUUAACGCAGGGCACCGUCAGCAAUACAUACGAAGUUGCAACUGUGACGGACAACCUCUAUAAGCAGAGAACGAUUGGUUCGGAAGUACUUGGAGUGUUCUUUGCACCUGCUUCCUCGGGUGAUAGCAGUGGCGAGCUCACAUUCGGUGGUUAUGACACCUCCAAAAUCACUGGAGGCGUUAGCUACGUGCCGAUCACAUCGACAUCUCCAGCGAAUGGAUAUUGGGGCAUUGACCAAUCCAUCAGCUAUGGAUCUACGCCCAUUUUGGUUGAGACAGCUGGUAUUGUCGAUACCGGGACUACCCUGAUUCUCAUUGCCACUGAUGCCUUCGACAAAUAUCAGUCUGCCACGGGGGGAACCCUCGAUGAGGCCACUGGCUUGCUACAGAUCUCAUCCGAUCAGUACGAGAAGCUGUCAUCCUUGUAUUUCACUAUUGGCGAGCUCACUUACGAGCUCACCCCGAAUGCGCAAAUCUGGCCUCGAUCAUUGAACAGCGCCAUUGGCGGUACCACCGACGGUAUAUACCUGGUUGUCAGUAGCACUGGGACUCCCAGCGGUUCUGGCUUGGAUUUCACGAAUGGCUACUGUUUCCUCGAGCGGUUUUACUCGGUGUUCGACACGACAAAUUCUCGAGUCGGGUUCGCCACCACUCAGUACACCGAUGCCACGACAAAUUAAAUUCAUAAGGAACUGACAGCUGAGCACCAGUUGGCAUCGCCUUUCCUCGCAGUUUGUUCUUCCUCAAUGCACCAUACGACUCGCUCGCUCGUUUUACACACACUCUCGCUCGCUCACUCACUCAUUUUUGGCAUCGCAUUGUAAUAUUCAAUCUGCCAUUGAUUUACAUUGGCACGUUAACAUUCCUUCGCUAAUACUAGUUUAAAUGCUCAUAGAGGUCACUCAUUCUGCCUGCAUGCCGAGUUUCCCGCCCGCAAAGAAAGAGCACACUUGGUCGUGUAACCG